This is a messenger RNA of Rhincodon typus (whale shark), 2730 nucleotides long. Its product is annotated as flocculation protein FLO11-like. The record is from RefSeq and is a predicted model, not a curated record. Bases 14 to 2683 code for a protein of 889 amino acids. The transcript has 5 exons. NCBI's taxonomy places the organism in Eukaryota, Metazoa, Chordata, Chondrichthyes, Orectolobiformes, Rhincodontidae.
AAAACCAUUCACAAUGUCGUAUGUGAGUGACGAGCUAUACAAGUACCUAAGGGGGAGAAUGACAGAUUAUUUAAAAAUUAACGCAGUGGAAUUAUUACCACAUCUUCCCUGUCUUACUCAGAUGGACCAGGAAAAAAUAAGAGCUGAAGCCAAAUAUGAAGGAAAUGAGGCAGCCGUACCUAUUCUCUUGGAUUCCGUUAGAAGACGGCAAAAUUGGGAAAGGCAAUUGAUAAAUGCAUUACGGAACAAAGAAUACAAUGAUCUUGCAGACUUUUUGGAACAGAAACUUGAAUCUUUAGCUCCAAGAAGGAAUGUUAGUCCUUCUGUUGCUUCGCAUCCUAAUCAUGCUGCUGCAGAUUCUUCGACGAUUGCUGUUGUUCCCUUCCAAAGUGCACCAUUUGAUGUCUCACCUCCACGAAACCCUUCAAGCUCAGUCACUGUUGCUGACAAUUCACAAUUCCCUCCUACAGCUUUUCAUCCUGCAGACUACUUGUUGACCCAGUCCCCGUCCAAUCAGACUGUUCUGCGGCCUUCAGCUGGUAUUCCUGCAGCACAGCAGUCAGCAAGCAAAUCUGCAACGCAGCCCUUGGUCGAUGCUCCUGCAGCGCAGCCCUCAGUCAGCACCCUGGCAACGCAGCCCUCGGCCGCUGCCCCGGCAACGCAGCCCUCGGCCGCUGCCCCCACAACGCAGCCCUCGGCCAGUGCCCCCGUAACGCAGCCCUCGGCCAGUGCCCCGGUAACGCAGCCCUCAGCCAGUGCUCCUGUAACGCAGCCCUCGGCCACUGCUCCCGUAAUGCAGCCCUCGGCCGGUGCUCCCAUAACACAGCCCUCGGCCAGUGCUCCCAUAACGCAGCCCUCGGCCACUGCCCCCGUAACGCAGCCCUCGGCCGGUGCCCCCGUAACGCAGCCCUCGGCCGGUGCCCCCGUAACGCAGCCCUCGGCCGGUGCCCCCGUAACGCAGCCCUUGGCCAGUGCGCAUGUAGUAUCUGCUUCUGUACCUGCUGUCUCUUCAACAACCUCAACUACAUCACCAUCUUCUGUGUCUUCGACUUCCUCUACUUUCACCUCUCAGCAUCAUUCCUUAGAAUUCAAAAUACCAAUUCAAGAAACGGGAAAGUCAAUGGAUAGAGAAGAAAACAAAGAUGACAAACUGCCUGUACAGGUGAAGAUGGGUACUUUUGAUGAUUCAAAGUCCAGUGAUUCUUUCCAAUCUCCAAGGAAUCAUACCAUAAAUUCAGAUCGGAGUAGCACUGGUGAGAAAAGAAAUAUAAAUGAAAUAUUCACAGCCAAUAUUGAUCAAGCUGGGAGAGAAAUAAAAAACAAUCAAGCUUGUGCAGAUGACUCUGCAACCUGCAGACAAGUACACACACACAGACCUCAGUUAAAUGAUAAUGAUUUUGAGAGCAUUGGUAAACCAGGAGUGUUGCAGAGUGAUGUUCAGAAUAAGCAGUCAGAAACUCAGGCUGAAAGUUGCUGUGAAAUAACAAGUGUCGAUUUACAGCUCAGUCAAAACCCCGUGGAUAAUUCAAGCAACGAGAAUAAUGCAAACAGAGCCAUGCCAAAUGCCAACCUUAAUCCAAGAGAUAUGUCCAAAGAGGCCAACUCUUUGAAUUUGGGUGAUAGUAGUAGUCAGGGAGCUAAUGUUUCUUGUGACUACGAUGACAAAAACUCAAUUAAAGAACAAAAGAUUCGAGCAUUACAAGGUUAUCAGAAUGAUCAGCUGCAACAAAGCUUUUAUGAUGUUCACAGUCCAUUGAAUAUACAAUUGAAUUUUGAUGCUCAGAAAAAAAUAGGUGAGGGCGUAGACUCUGAUCAAAAGCACACAUUAAAUCAAAACGAAAAUAUUGAAUACAAAUGCAGGGCUUUUCAGACACAUAACACUGAAAUUGCAAAAAGUGGCCAUGAUGGGGCUGACUCUGAAGUUGAAUGCAUGAAAAAUGUGCAAACAAACAACAGCACAGAUUCAAUUUCCAACAGUGAACAAUUAAGCAGUUCUUGUACUGUUUGCUCAUAUAGACAUCUUUUGAUUAGUGGUGACUAUGUCAGUGAGCCAAGUGCUCAUGUGGAACACAACUCCCAAAAUGCAAAUCGAUUGAACAAUGAUCCACUGCUUCCUGCAUGUCAGCUAAUUGGCACACAGGCAUCAGGUCAGAUCAGCGAUAUGGAUGGUUUGCAAGAAAAUGCACAAAUAGAAACUACUAAGUGUGGAGGCAAACUAGAAUGUAUGGGAAUCCAGAAAUGUGAAAACUGGUUUACAGAGACAAAAUCAAAUAAAAAGUUAAAUCUGGAAGUAAAUGAUUCAAAGAGAGAAAGUUCAUCAUACUCUUGUGCGAAUGAAUUGACCCAGAGCACAUGUGAUGCUAAUCCAGGAGUAUACAAUGAGGAUGUCAAGGAACAAAGUGGGUAUAUUUAUCAAGAACCUGAUUAUGAAGUUGAAGCAGGCAAUGAUCAUGAAUUUGAAGCAGCAAUUCUGGAAGAUGCUAGGUGGCAUGAUUUUGGGAAUAGCUCUAUUAAUGCUUUGUCUACUGAGUGUGUUUCUUUGAUCUCGAGGAAAGAGCCACAACCUAAAAAGCCUGUAAAAUCAAAUGGGGACAUAACACAGUCAAAUUACCUAUUUGCAACAAUGUCAGUUCUGGUAUUAUCAGUUGUUGCUGUGUGCAUAUGGAAAUACUGCCAUAAAUAAGGACCAUUGUGACCUGAGAUAACAAGGUGUAGAGCUGGAUGAACACA